This is a messenger RNA of Ambispora gerdemannii, 1464 nucleotides long. NCBI's taxonomy places the organism in Eukaryota, Fungi, Glomeromycota, Glomeromycetes, Archaeosporales, Ambisporaceae. The record is from the annotation of a GenBank genome assembly.
AUGAAUGUACCUUAUCAAAAAAAGCUACUUAUCGAGAGAGAAAUAGCGCGACCGUUCAUCAUUAAAGCAUCGAACAACAACAAAAACAAACAAAUUCCCAAUCUUCCAUCUGAAUUAAUCCGCGAUAUUUUCUUCCACCUUAAAGAUGACAAAAAAACGCUAUCGGCUUGCACACUCGUGAAUCACACUUUUAAUUUGCACGCGACGCCAAUCUUGUAUCAAACUGUAACAUUUACGUUCCCGAAUACAUUUGUUUUAUUCGCGAAUGCAAUUUCCGGUGAAUCUUACCGAACCUCUCUGAUUAAACAUUUGGAUUUAUCGAGUUUCUCAACUUUCGGUCUGCAAAAAAGUCACUCUGAAACUGAAACUCAAAAAUCUGUCACCCCGCAAGCACUGAUAAAUAUUUUGAAAUCAACUCCAAUGCUCGAGGCAUUUUCGGUUUCGGAAUCAUUGGAAUCAGCCAUCACUAUCGAUGUCUUACGGACAUUGGUAUCCGAGUGCAGGAAUCUUAAAUCGCUCGAUUUCUGUGGUUGUUCGAGCAAACAAUUCAACGACGCAAUGAAAGAUCUCGUCAAAUCGCUUGGACUUGUUCAAAUUGUCCAAUUUCAAACUUCUGCUGACUCCGAUAUUGAAUACGGAUUCCAACGAUUACAACCUCUUCUCCCGCAUAUUAAACGUCUAUCACUUCAUGAAUGCCUGACUCUCUCGGAACACGAAACAAUUCUUCCAUUGCUCGCUCAUAUGCCAAAUAUUACUCAUUUGGAUUUAGGCGGCUGUUCAAUUUCCGAUUUAACUCUAGAAUUUCUCGAAACAGAAACAAAUACAAGCAACACACUCUUACAACUUUCAUUAGCUAAAUGCAAAAAUAUUACUUCAGAUGGCAUUUCACGAUUCGUGAGUCAAUGCAAUCGACUGGAAAAUUUGAAUUUAUACGGAGAUACAAUGAUCUCCGAAUGGGAUCUCGUCACAAUUCUAAGUUCUCCUUCUGCCGAAAGUCUACGCUCCCUAGACAUCGGAUUUUCACAUAUUACUCAACGUGUGCUCAAUGCAAUAAAAAAGCAUUGUUCUUCUUCUCUUCAGAAUCUCGGGCUCGCCAACGCAGAAAUCACAACUCCAGCAAAUCUUUCGACUUUUCUCAUAUCAAUGCCACAAUUACAAUAUAUUGAUCUUAGUAACAUCCCAUGUCUAAAUCCGCUGAACACAAAUGGACUAAUGUUUAAACUACAAAAAGAUUCGAAUAAUCAAUUGCACACGAUUGAGAUGAGUGAGUCGUUGCUGAAAAAAAUACAAGCAGUUAAAGACUGGAAAAUUGAUCAGAAUUACGGUCGCCGUUGGUAUUACGCAAAAGAGACUCGAAUUGGAAUUCCUCAGGCUGAUCGAGUGCACAAUCGAAAAUUGGAUGUGGUUGGGACUGGCGAGCACGCGAUGAGCAAAAUCUAUCAAUAUUACAGCUUUGGCGUCUAG